AUGUCAAUCGCGCCGCAAAUAUGUACGGUUGUGCUAAUCAUAUUAGUGUCCUCAUGUGUUCUAGUCGAAAAUCGCAGUUAUGACAAUGGCCUCAUAUUUUACGACCUUAAAACGAAACAAAUUAUCUUACCUCCCACCGUAUCGGUAUCGCGCGGUCGUAGCCUGUCAAAUUUCAAAUUCUCCAGCAAGGGUUCCAUAUGGUCAACAUUUGGUAAACCAUGCGAGUGUGCCGGGCCACUGUGUGGCUGUUGUGUUGGUAUCAAAGUGAAACAAUAUAAUUUCGAUCAGAAAAUGUGCGCCAAUGUGACAUAUGUGGGACCGAAAAACGAACUAAACCUCGAGAUGUUUGUCAAUGAAACACAAUCAGCUAAAUAUGCCGUUUCUGCUCGUAAUCCUUCACCAUUUUGUAUACCGGUAAUGUUGGGCAUACCCAUGUCGAUGUGUGUCCAAAUGUCCGAUGUUGGACUGCAGGGUGAUAAUAUGCAUGCCUGUAUGGAUUUUAUGGUUCAGCUGGCAUCGACACAAAUAUUUGAAAUGCAUUUCCAGUGUAUGCAGAUAGGAGCACAGGGAGCUCAAUGGGUGUUGCCCGGUGGCGGUCCCGUUAUACCUCCCUCUCAAAGUAAAAUUACCGAUCGUAGUGAUACAAUGUCUGAUGAAUAUUACGACGAAGAGGAAGAAGAGGAGGAGAUUGAGCAAGGAGAGGAAGAAAAUACUAUUGAAACGGAUGAGGCAACAAAUAAAUUAGUGGUGCCACAGAAAUUGGGAGAAAAAGAAGAAGAGGACACAAAUAAAGCUGAAACAGAGACUAAUAAGAUUAUGGAAUCCCAGAAGAAGGAAAUGGAUGAGGAUGUAAAUAAAGCAGAGGAGGAAUUGGAUUAUGAAGAUCUUAUGGAAGAAAGUGAUACGAAUAUAUCCAAAGAAAAUGAAGUCAUAACCCCUGAAGAGAAAAAGGAAGAGAACGGAAAAGCUCCUAGUGUGGACAGUUAUACUUUAAGACCUUUGAAAGCAAAAAGUGAAGAGGAGAGUUCAGCAGAACUUGAAACAUCUGAUGACAGCCAGAUGUCAAUUGAAAAUAAAAAUCACGAUGAACAAAUGAAUCUUAGCAAUGAAAUAACUGAAAACUCUGAGGACCAGACAAUGAAAAAAAUCAAUUUGGAAAAUGACACUCAACCCAUUAUGGCUAAUAGCGAAACAAUGGAAAACAUACCCAUUGACAAUAUCAAUGACACGGUAAUGACUGUUACAUCUUCCACAACACAAACUCCAUUAAUAAUGCUGCCAAAAACCCCGACAACAACAACAACUACACCAUUAAACGGACCACUGAACUCAACGUCGGAUACCAAACCAGAGGAAAAUAAUAAUAGUGGUCAUAAUGAGAGUGAUUACGAUGAUGAUGAUGAAGGAGAAGAAGAAAGUGCUGAAGAGGAUGAUGAAAUCGAUGAGGAUGAUGCUGAUGAAGAUGAAGACGAUGACGACAAUGAUGAUGAUGAUGAAUCGACUUCGACUGAAGUGAAAGAGCCUGAAAAAACUAAAGAAGACGAUAACACAACUGCUGAUGAUGACGAUGAAUACUAUGAUGAAGAUGAAGAAUACGAUGAAAUUGCAGCGGAUGUCCCAGCCAAUAAAGAAAAUUCCACGAGUGGCCUUGAUGUUGCAAUCCCAGUAACGCCACAAGCCGUAGCCACAAAGCAGACAUUAUCACCAACAACAACAAAUACGAUUGUUGAGAAAUCUGAACAUGACAUUGCUGUAAAUCUUCAAUUAUCCCCAGAUGACAUGCCUAAUGCCAAAGACAACAACAAUCACACAAUAACAAAUGCAACUGCCAGUGUUAACACAACAAAUGAAAUUGAGAAGUCACCACAACUCACGGAGGUACCAACUGUCAGCAGCAACAGUGACGAUGCAGCAACACCUCUAACACCUGUUCGUAAGCUAUACAGACUAUAUCGAGAGAAACAUAUACCCGCACGAUUCUAUAGUGGUCACCAUUAUAAACAACAACAACAACACCACGAUAAUGUGUAA
Musca vetustissima is the source of this 2031-nucleotide messenger RNA. RefSeq names its product protein PFC0760c-like. Lineage: Eukaryota; Metazoa; Arthropoda; Insecta; Diptera; Muscidae. The coding region runs from base 1 to 2031 and encodes 676 amino acids. The record is from RefSeq and is a predicted model, not a curated record. The transcript has 3 exons.